Porites evermanni is the source of this 5409-nucleotide messenger RNA. Lineage: Eukaryota; Metazoa; Cnidaria; Anthozoa; Scleractinia; Poritidae. The record is from the annotation of a GenBank genome assembly.
UUUAUUACGUCUAACCAAGAGGAAGUGUUUUUUAUCAUGAAUAUUUCAUUUGAAGUUGCCUAGCAUACCGCAAACUUACGAAGGGACCUGUAUUGCUAUCAACGGUUGACUGCCGCUAAAAGUGGACGUGGGAACAUGGCGAAAAGUUACGAUUACUUGUUUAAAAUUUUGCUUAUCGGAGAUUCGGGUGUAGGAAAAACUUGCAUUCUGUGCAGAUUCGCGAACAACGAAUUCAACAGAUCGCACAUCUCAACGAUAGGUAAGCCUAUUCGCAGUUCUCCUUGCUUCAAAAUCAUUGUUUAUAUCAGCAGGUAGUUAAAUACCUGCCACUCAAGAUGCUAAGAGAAAAUGUCCCUGAUUUGUGCUUUUACAGGAAUUGAUUUCAAAAUGAAGACGAUCGUAGUGGAAGGCAAACGAAUAAGGAUACAAAUGUGGUAAGCUAGGCCUUUAUGUCGAUCGGUUUCCGGUGAUUCGGCUUAAUGAUUUUUAUAACUGGUGGGAAUAAGUGGGAUUUUGAAUUGUUGAUAAUUUGUACUGUACGACUAUUUCAUUAAUGUUAAUCGUUAUCAAGGGAUUCGAAACCAAAGUGUACCAAACUAUUACUUCAUCAGGAACGCUUUGGCUCAAAACUACCGCGUCACCACAGGAAGCUUUGAACUCUAUAGAGCUAAAUUUUCGUGGCUCUUCUUACCCGCAGCGUUUCGUUUUUUUGUAUAGUUAUCGAAAUGACUGGCUGAUUCGAAAAUCUUAUCUAGUGUUAAUUUUUUUGUUUUUUUCUUUACUGAAAAAUCAAUAUAAGCUUAAAUGUACGGUAGCGUGACCUUGGAUGAUGAAAAAAAAAAAAACCAACGCGAGGAUGCGGUAGUUUGACGUAGAGCUAUGUAUCGAUAUAUUUCUCAACCUCCUACGAUAGAGUUGUGCGAACAGGAAAGAAAAAGAAAUUAAACUACACCUAUAAAAGUUCAAGUGGUCAUCUGACAACAAAUUAAAUUUAAGCAUCCAAGAUAGCUAUUUUGCCCAGUCAGUUCUGUUACCAAUACAUCAGCUAUAUUCGCUUUUCUUUGAAUUCAAGGACGGGUGCCAUAUAUCGGCAUGAAAACAUUAAUUUUAGGCACAAAUAAACUCAGCUGCAACGUCCUAUUUCAGUUUCUUGCCCUUGUUUUUUCAGCUGCCCGUUUCUGGUGAAUAAAAUUUCAUUCAGAUCAGAUUGUGCAGUUAACUGCUCUGAGACGGUCGAACUUAAAGUUGACGUUUCUCUCACUGUUAUCUGAAUAGCCACUUGUUUUAUGUGUUUUCUUUUUGCCAUGAUAUAAAGAGCAGCUAAGGGUUUUAUUCACGAAGAAUAUCAUAGGUAUUGGCAUUAGAAUUUCAAGAAGUAGACUUAAAUGUCUUGAAAUGAAUGUUCCCGGCUUUAAGUAUCUACAGAAAUAUAUCUUCAUUGAAUAAUUAAAUGGUGGGGUUGUAGAUUUCCCAUAUAACUCGCAUUCUAGUAGAUUUUAUUUAUAUUUCCUUUUCUUAACUUUUUUGUUCAACAAUAACUUGGAUUACAUUGAUAGAAAUUAUGCAAAGGGAGUCUGUAAUUGAACAUCUUUGACACAAUGUGGUUAACAAAUGAUAUCAUAUUUUUUUCUUAGAUAAUCUAAUAGUUUAUUGUCGUGACUACACUUUCUUUAUUCUUUUGGGUCGUCAUAAAACACAGAAGAAGUGUGGUUAACUAUGUGUAUAAACUGUUUUUACUUGUUGCUGUUUCAUUCCCCAGUGCAUUAAAUAGUGACUUUGAAGAGUAACUUAAUGAUGGAUACUUUGUCUCAUUAGGGACACAGCUGGUCAAGAAAGAUAUGAAACAAUAACAACACAGUACUACAGACGAGCGCAUGUGAGUAAUAAACACCAUAUCAUGGAGAAAACUAUUCUUGAAACACAUAAAAGAAAGUUCAUCAGAGGUUUCAGAACCUAUCCACAUCCAAGGGCUCUGUUGAUGUUUCAAUAAUGAACUGAUCUAUAAUGUGGCAUAAAAAAAUCUUCACUCUUUUAUUGACCCUUUAUGUCAUCUAGAAAAAAAUAAAUAGCUGAGAAGAAUUAUAAAAAAGUUUUUUUAAUAAUUUUUUUACGACUGUAUAUUUUCAUAUUCAAAUCUGUUUCAUCUUGUUGCAAGUUCUUCCAAAAACAGGGUGCAAAGAAAGUCAGUUUUACAGUCUGCUGUUUGGGCAAGCUGUAGCUAACAUGUACUAGCCCACAAGCCUUUUCAAGUAGCCCCAAAACCCUUUUUGAUUAACAGGAUUACAAUCGUUCUGUAAUUUGAAUUUCCCCAAAAAAUAGCACUUGACCGUCGGGCAAGUUAAGAACAAAAAUCACUAGCCUGAUAACAAAAUCCACUAGCCCGGGCUAUCACUCUGAAAAAUGUGACACUUCUCCUGUGAAAGACGCAUUUAGUUUUUGUUGUUUUUAAUAAUAAUAAUAAUUAAGAUUCGUCUGUUAAAUUAUCAACUAAAUUUUGAUUUUUUUUUAUUGAGAUAAGAAGAUGACAUACCCAAACAAAAAUUCACCCCACAAGAUAAUGAGUAUUUCUAUUCUUUUUCCCCAUUCAGGGAAUAAUUCUGGUCUAUGACAUCACAAGACAAGAAACUUUCAAUAACAUUCGAAAAUGGCUUAGAUAUGUUGAUGAGGUAAGCGUUGUCUAGUCAAAUAAUCCUUAAAUAGCUUUAUUUGACAAGAAAGUAGGAACUUCCUAUUUAACAUGAAACAAGGAAGUGUCAGAGACAGUGCUUCCUGUUUUCUCUUCUUAACAUGGAACAAGAAUGUAUGAAGCAAAGAAAAGUUGUCCUAUCUUUCAUUAGACAUCGAAAAUCUGUACAGUUUAAAUAAUAAUAAUUUUUUAUUGAUCUUGCCACUGGUCAGCUUUCCAGUAAGUGGACCCCAAUUAAAGAGUUUAGCUCUCUGAUUCAGGCUAAUUUACUUGAAUUCAAACCAAUCUUUACAUGGUGCUGUUGUAGAUCUCAAAGCAAAAUAUAUCCUAUGCCCUUUUCCCACAGCACAAGUUUCUCUUGUUAAUUAUUUUCAUUUUAAUUCAAAUUUAGCACGCUAACAACAAUGUUCAAAGAUUACUACUUGCAAACAAAUGUGAUGCAGAAGAUGAGAGAAAAGUAUGGAAAGAUCAGGGAGCCAGGGUAAGUAUUUUGCUGUGUUUUAAAUACCUGUCCUAGAUAAUUUUUUGUAGACUUUCUUCACUACUUCUGUCUGAUUUGUCACCUUUUUAUCGGCCUUAACCUUUUAAGCCCCAAGAAUGAUCAGCAUCAAAUUUCUCCUUGGAAUAUCAAUGCUUUUGUAAAACAGAGUGGUCAUGAAAACUACGGACAUGAUCACACAAGAUGAAUUUGCUUGAUAUUUUAUCACCUUCUCCCUACUACUUCUGUAGGAAAUGAAUAGGGGCAACACAUGAGAAUUCAAAUUUUGAUCUUAAGGUUUAAAGGGUUAAAUCGCUGACUGGCUUACUAGUUGUAAGACUUGUUGUCUCAUGAGACUCGUAACCCUUAAAAUAAUAGCCUAUCAAAAAUUUGGAAGCCUGCUCAUAAAUAAAAUGUUCUUUUUUUUAUUCAGUUUGCGGCAGAAAAAAAUAUUAAAUUCUACGAAACAAGUGCCCAGUCAAAUAUUAAUAUAGAUGAGGUAAGGGUAUCAUAAUUCCUUGAUAUUUAAGUGUUCUGAACAAAAAUAAUGUAGAAAAAAGCAUAUGCACUCUACAAUAAUUUGAAUAACUUUGACUCUGAUGAGGAGGUUCAUACAAUCAGUUGUUAGCAAAAAGCAUCAACAGUCUUUAUGUAGUGCUACUUUCUGGUAGAACACUAUCUCAAAUGGUCAUCUUCAACCUACAAGUUUGUGACAAUUCUUCCAUUUAAAACUUAGAAAUGCACUGGGACAAGACAAAAAAAGAGUUAAUGUCAUUUAAAAUGGCAAUUUCCCUUGUUUGUUGUCCUAGUUCUUUGUUUCCUUCCAGCAUGCAUGUAACUCAGUUUCUUUAAAUCGUACAGCCUGUUUGUACAUUGUAUGAGAACUGAAUGGUAACUCUAUAUUUUCUUUUAGGCCUUCACAGAAAUAUGUCGGCAAAUUUUACAAGAAAUGGAUGAGAAUAAUCAAGUUAGUAUAAUGUGCAUUUUCAAUGAAAUAUUCCACUGAUUGAUUUCCAAUUUUUUAGCCUUCACUCUAAUAAACCACUCAAACUACAAAGAAAAAACAUUGAACCCACCAUAAUGGACUUAAAGCAGUUUUUCAUUAUGUGGGUGAAAAUGUCUGUUAUGACCUCCUUCAAAUUCUAUGUCAUUUCAACAUAUUUUCCCAUGGUAUCAGAAUGACUGUGUUUAUCAUCUUUUUUUUAGAAUGGAACCAUGCUAUCCCCCAAUGGUCAAUCGAGAUCCAGUGCUAUUCUCCUUGACACAAAGAAUGAAGUUCUUCCGCGCAGUUCUUGUUGUUAUUAAGAUAGAACUUACAAAAUUAUUUUAUGCUAUAAUAUCAGUAGUUUAUUAUCAAUAACAAAAACCUAAUUAUUAUACUAACAUUACCUACCUCACCUACACAAUGCUUGUUCUCUGGUGAUAUACCCGCCUUUUAUCUCCUUUUAAUGGGGAAUAGAUUACUCUUUUGACAACCCUGCAGAACAGGCGUUAUUUUUGCACAUUUCUCAGGCAGGCAAAGGCAAGGGCAAAAUGAGCCAGGGGUCCCAGACAUGCGACAGGUAGUUCGCUUGAAUGUAAAAAAGACCUGAGUUCGUGCAAGCUACUUUUGACCAAAAAUUAUUGGCAAAGAUAACACUUCUGACGUGGCUGCUUUCACAAUGUUAAAGAAGCCAGAAUAAUAUUAAGUGUUUGUUCAAAACACGUCCACACCCACUCCUUACAAUGAAGGUCAUAUGGCGUAACCUCCUGCCCCACAGGGAUUCCAAACCAUUCCUGCUCUACAUAUCUGACCUUCCAGGAUUGAGUAUGGAAAUUACAUAGAACAACACAUUUAAAUAGGGUACCAGUAAUGUAGUUAUAUGAAGAUGAUUUUAUUUAUUUUAUAAUGACAUCAAUCAAUUUAUUUCAACAUGUAGCCAUUCUGACACCAGAACUAAGCUGCAGUGAAUGUGUAAUAUAGUAAACAAUGGAUGGAACAGUGUACAAACCCUCUAUUUUGAUCAGUCUGAGUAGUAUUUUGUGAUUUUGCUGUAUGCCUUUCUCAAUUCAUUAGAAACAGCCUUUAGCUCCAAACUCAAUCUUAUGUAAAUAAUUAUUUUGUAGUUAUUUAGUAGCCUACACUGUAUAUUCUUCUGUAUGUUCUCUAAAAACUAUUUUGUUGUUGCAGACAUCCGUUCUUCUUCUUUUGGAGGAAAUAUAACAGAUUGGACAAAACGUUGUUAAUUGUAAUAUUAAUAAAUUA